Lingula anatina is the source of this 3335-nucleotide messenger RNA. Its product is annotated as ubiquitin-associated protein 1-like. NCBI's taxonomy places the organism in Eukaryota, Metazoa, Brachiopoda, Lingulata, Lingulida, Lingulidae. Gene Ontology annotation, biological process: ubiquitin-dependent protein catabolic process via the multivesicular body sorting pathway. Gene Ontology annotation, molecular function: ubiquitin binding. The record is from RefSeq and is a predicted model, not a curated record. Gene Ontology annotation, cellular component: ESCRT I complex.
UCUUUGGUGAAUAUUUUUGACAAUCUUGAACUCAUUUAGUGGUCGUGAUAUGAAGAAUCCGAAGGAUUUUUUAUUGUAGGCCAAUAUUUUUCUGAAUGACGUCAGAUGCAGUUUCAACAUGGCAGAAUAAUAUUUUGGACCACAGGCCUAUGAAUCAGCACUGCUGUGUCAUUUGUGUUUUCUGUCCUGGUAUUAAAAAGAGUCACUAAGGUAUUAAAAUACGUAGCUGAAAGCAUAAUGGAGUAUAUGCGGUCGAGCAGUGUAUCACACAGCAGCUCAAAUCCCUAUAUGGAUGGAGUGCCCUUUAAGAUCUCAGAAGCCACCAAACCUCCAAGUAAGGUUUCACUUCCUCUGAGUUUCCAAAUGCCAGAUCCCAGGAACAUUUUAUCAGAAAUGUAUGAUUUUGAAGUAGAACAAGCCGUUCUGAAUUAUGCAGAGGCACAGAGAGAAGCUGAAGAAGAAUUGGAAAUUUCUAGAGAGGAACAAAUUAACCAACUGGAGAAUAAUGAGUAUAAUAUGCAUACAACAGAAAGAGGAGACUGCCCAAACAGUUCUGACCAUGUGGGACAGCCAGUAGAAAAUGCUCACUUGAAACAAAAUGGACAUAUUGGACACCCAGAGAAAGUCAAUCCAUUACUGGCCAACAUAAGUAGUGAUAUUCUCACUCCUGUUCCCAUUGCCAGGGACAGAGUGAACACAGAUGAAAACAGAGAUGCACAGAAUGCUAGAAUAAACCUAGCAGACUUUGAAAAUGAACAAGACCCUUUUGAUAACUUAACCCUGCAGACAAUCAAUGAUAGAGAGGAGUUAAAGAAUUUGUUUUCUGUGUCCUCUCAGGAAAACGACAACAGGCUAGUAGCCAAUGGGAUUGGUCAUAAUUGUGAAGAAAAUACAAACAAUUCAAAUAUUCACAGUCAAAACACGGGCAAGGAAAUUAAUGGUGGUGAGAAUGUAGAAGUUGACUCUGUUGGAGUAACAUUACAAACUUCCAUAGAUAGAGUUUCCUACAAACCGCAUGUAGCUCAAAAACCAAAUAUAAACACUGGUGUCCUAAGAAAUGGGGGACCUGGAACUCAUAAGGAAGUUUUAGGACAGAAAAGAAGAAGUUUGCCAGAAAGUAAAAUUCCCAAGCUGCCUCCAAUUGGUGCUAUGACAGCUUUGGUUAGUUCUCCACUCCCUCCUAUUGGAGCGGGAAAUAAAGUCUCAGACUGUGACUCUACACUCACUAAUUCAAACCUAAAAUUUGGAGAACCUUCUGUGCUUUCUUCUUGGGAUGGCAGUCGGUCAACUCAGACCUCGUAUGGACGGUACAGCAGACAUGACAGUGCAAUUCAUGAAAGCUUAAACCUGGAAAAAUCAAACAUAACUGCUAGCUUUAGCGCUAGCUCAGGACCAUCAUUUCAGGAUUCCCGGAGGAGCUCACGCAGUACCCCAGACAUAUCCCAGGUAGAGAGGGCUCCAUUAAGUCCUUAUCUUACAACAAAGUCUCCCCCAUCACGGGUGUCUUCUGGCCAGGUGAGCCAGGAAGGUGUGGUCUUGGUUGACAGUGUGUCAUGCAGUGCUAGUGCUUGGAACAGGUACUCUCCUCUUCCCAGUACUCCUCAGACGUCCAGUCCGCCACAGGCAGGUCCUGCCAGGGCCACUCCACCUCCUAGACCAGCACCAAGAGAAAGAAAUCCAUAUAGUAAACUGUCCAAUGAAUCCCAGAGGCUGGUUGACAGUGUUGUUAGUAUGGGGUUUCCUCAAGCCAGGGUGGCAAGAGCUGUGGAAAAACUGGGAAUGGAUGAUAAACAGGUGGUGGAUCACUUGUGUCAUCUUGGCAGUCUACUGGAGAAGGGAUACACAGCUGCUGAUGCAGAAGACGCAUUAUUCUCAUUUCCAGAACAGGAUACAAAGGUUAAAGACUAUCUUGAAAUGUUAACCAACUUUAAACAGAUGGGAUUUCACCCUGCAAAAGUCAAGGAAGCUCUAGUAAAACAUAAUUGUGACAAGGAUAAAGCUUUGGAUCAACUAACACAGUUGUAGUUGGACAGUAUAGGAAAUUUGUAAGCAGUCCCUAAAAGCAGAGAUGCUUCUUUUUCAAAAUUGCUACUGUAAAGGAAUUUUGAUACUUGCUUUUAGAUGAAAUUGAAAUGGAUACACAAAAAGUAUGUAUGUUCCCAAGGUUGAAGACAAGGUUUUUGUAGCAAAAAUAAUAUUGACAGACUGAUAUUGAUGACUUUUUUAUUUCAUGUUAGUUGUGCAUUACUGUACUUGAGAAUUUCUAUUUCUCUAUUCAUGUUUUUUUUUUGUUACAACAGAUCUUUUUCAUGCCAAUUAUUGGUUAACAACCCCUUAGAUAUACAAUGACAUAAAAAUUUGGGUGAUAGCUUUUUUCUUACAUUUCAUUAAGACCUGCAAACAGUUUUCUUAUCAUAGCUUCCCUGCUUACUUGUGCUCACAUAGCUUGUCUUCGUAUCAUCCUCCUGUAGCCUGUCAAGCUGAUAGUACCAAGUACUAUUUAAUGUACAAAUUAAUGUAUUGUUACUCUUUCUAAUUUAGACUAAAAACUGAUUCUGCUCACCUUGACAGCUUUUACUAGGUAUAUUAAAUCUAGUGUACUUCUUCCAUAUUAAGUUUGUAGGUUUGUCCAGUUCUCUGCAUUUUAAUCAAGAUGCCAUGUGCAUGUAUGUUAUUUUCUUCUUAAGAGUGAUUUGUUUGUUCAUAUUGCAUUGCAUUGCAUUUUAUUUUAUUGUUGUAAACUGCAGGUUUUGAAGAAGAGGGAUGGAAAUUAUAGUCACGUUAAUGUCUUAAAAGGGGAGGUGACAUAUAUUAUUUCAGAUUUCCCUAUUCUUGUUAAACAUGCAGGAUGUGCUAUCUGUGAUAUAUUUACAAUACAGGGGUGCUUUUUGCAGAUAUACAUCAUGUAUUGCCACUGUGACAAUGUUUUAGGAUAAAUUACUAGUUUGUUGUUCCAGGCUACAAAGUGUGUAGUUUGUAGAAAAUGGCGAUCACCCGAACAAAUUGAUAACUUCACAGAGAUUUGUCACCCUCAUUUGUUAUUUUAAUGGUAGUCUUUAAUAGAUGUCUAACAUGGUGCAAACAGGGUAAAAAAAUUUUUGAAUAGCAGAGAUAAACAAUGAAGCACUUAAAAUUUAUAGUUUCCUGUGCACCAGCCUUCAAUUGCUCAUAAUCCAUGAAGGGUAUAUGCUUAGAAAUCCUGGAUAUAUUCCUUUUUUUUUUUUUUUUUUUUGAUAAAUAGCAUGUAUGGAUUUGUGCAAUCAAGCAGAAUAAAGUCUGCAUUUGAAUAACAUCAAGUGCAAAUAUACUGAUAUUGGUGUUGUAUAGUGUGUUGU